GGUUCUUCUCUGGGUCUGCAUGGUGGAUAUUAUUUGCAACACACCUUUUCUUGGUGCUAUGGGGGAUCAUUGCAAAAAGAAGCACGGAGUUGCCAUGUGUGUAGGCUGUGGGAGCCAGAUCCAUGACCAGUUCAUCCUGCGGGUCUCCCCCGACUUGGAGUGGCAUGCCGCCUGUCUGAAGUGCGCCGAGUGCAGUCAGUACCUGGACGAAACUUGCACUUGUUUUGUGAGGGACGGCAAGACUUACUGCAAAAGGGAUUACAUUAGGUUGUUCGGUACCAAGUGUGCCAAGUGCAAUCUGAAUUUCAACAAGAGCGACUUUGUGAUGAAGGCCCGGAGCCGUGUCUAUCACAUCGACUGUUUCCGCUGCGUCGCCUGUAGCAGGCAGCUCAUUCCCGGCGAUGAGUUCGCCCUCAGGGACGAUGAGCUGUUCUGCCGGGCCGAUCACGACGUGGUUGAGAGGGCCUCGGCUGGGGGCGGCCCUCUCAGUCCUGUCCCGAGCAGCAGAUCCCUCCAGAUGGCAGCGGAACCCAUUUCGGCUCGGCAGCCGCCCCUGAGGCCUCAUGUUCACAAGCAACAAGAGAAGACAACGCGGGUACGGACGGUUCUGAACGAGAAGCAACUGCACACAUUACGGACCUGCUAUGCAGCUAACCCCAGGCCGGACGCUCUGAUGAAGGAGCAGCUGGUGGAAAUGACCGGCCUCAGUCCCAGGGUCAUCCGGGUUUGGUUUCAAAACAAACGCUGUAAGGAUAAGAAGAAAAUCAACCUCAUGAAACAGAUUCAGCAACAGCAACACAGUGACAAAACUAGUCUGCAAGGUCUGACGGGGACGCCGAUGGUAGCGGGGAGCCCCAUCCGACACGAUGUCCAGGGUAACGCGGUGGAAGUGCAGUCCUACCAAGCGCCCUGGAAAGCGCUCAGUGAGUUUGCACUUCAGAGUGAACUGGAUCAGCCGGCCUUCCAGCAGCUGGUAACUUUUUCAGAAUCCGGCUCUCUGCCCAACUCCUCCGGAAGUGACGUGACUUCUCUGUCCUCUCAGCUGCCGGACACCCCGAACAGCAUGGUGUCAAGUCCGGUGGAGACGUGAGGUGUGAGGCUGGGACCAUGGCAGAGCCGGCCACCGCAUGACCCCGAAAAUCCCGCAUGAUCAAAGCGCUGCUCCGAGCAACACAACUCUCCCUCGCUACCGGUUUUAUAUCUAUCUCAGAAUAUAUUAAAAAAAUAUAUCACAGAGACUUGAGGUGACUGCCAAAAAAGAAACAAAAUGCACUUGGGAAGUUUUCUGAACAAAAACUGCCACCACAGAACUUGUCCUUGAAUAUCUACUCGUUGUAAAUAGAUUUCCAAGGAAGCCAAAUUCUUUAUUCCGGAGAUGGAGAGAGAUGAUUACCGCCUGGGGAUUCUGCUCCAACGGGCAAGGACUGAAAAAUGAUUUUUCUUUUGUUUUAAAAAAAGCACGUGCUUCCAUAUCAGAUCGAAAAUGUUGCAUCUCACAUGAUUUCUCCAAGUCAACACUCGCAGAGUUCACCUUUCAACGUGAAAGUUACCAAAUUCAUUCCAGACAGUAAUCCCGCCUCGCCUCUCUUUCUGUUAUGUUCGCUGAGAGAGAAAGCAAUCUCUGGAGAGAGAGAGAAAAAAAGGUUUACCGUAAGGAAGCUCUUGUUUUUUUUUAAACACACGAGUUGUAAAGUAUGUAUGUACCAAUCUGGGCCGGCGACAGACGAUGUGAACCUCUUAA
Hemiscyllium ocellatum (epaulette shark) is the source of this 1741-nucleotide messenger RNA. It is a transcript of the gene isl2a, whose product is annotated as ISL LIM homeobox 2a. Gene Ontology annotation, biological process: positive regulation of transcription by RNA polymerase II; axonogenesis; neuron fate specification. The record is from RefSeq and is a predicted model, not a curated record. The transcript is spliced from 6 exons. Gene Ontology annotation, molecular function: DNA-binding transcription factor activity, RNA polymerase II-specific; cis-regulatory region sequence-specific DNA binding. Bases 20 to 1090 code for a protein of 356 amino acids. Lineage: Eukaryota; Metazoa; Chordata; Chondrichthyes; Orectolobiformes; Hemiscylliidae. Gene Ontology annotation, cellular component: nucleus.